Molecule: messenger RNA, 1951 nt
Organism: Aspergillus caelatus
Lineage: Eukaryota; Fungi; Ascomycota; Eurotiomycetes; Eurotiales; Aspergillaceae
Product: DnaJ family domain-containing protein
Exons: 2
Coding region: 66-1604 (512 amino acids)
Source: RefSeq, a predicted model, not a curated record
AUAAGAGCUACCUGCUACUGUCACUACACUCAUUUAGUGUUAUUUUUCUUUUAAAACUGGCGGCUAUGAGCAAACGGCAUGUGGGAUCUUUCAAAUUCAAGAGCAUAUCCUCAUUAUCUACAACAAAGAGUCCGAGAUCGAGAUGUUUCUCUACGAUAAGCCAGCGACGAAAUGCAGAUUCGAAGGCGAACGAAGGCAACGAGACUACGCGAUUACAGGAUGAACCUAAGGAAGAAAGCCCUAUGGCGCGAAGGCUAUCGGAGAUGACGGAACAAGCUGUGCUUGAAGGGGGUCGCUCGGCGCAUAAAAACAUAGAACACGCGGGGUUCUCAGAUGAUCUGAAGAGGCAGCUUGAAGAGAGAAUCGCAGCAACAGCUUUCAAAAGUGACCAUGCGACUGCCCAUGCAAUCGUCGAUAUGCCUUCGAGUGCAGGCCAAGGAACUCAAGAUAUCGCCGCAGCUGAGGCAUGGUCCGGGACGGAGAGCCUUCACGAUGUCACACUGCGCAUGCUGGAUAGCUCGAAGAAGCCUAUGCGCGUACCCUAUAAAAUCCCACAACCCAACCCCGUCGAUAUGCGAAUCUCUCCCAAGUCUCAAAAAUCGCCUGGCCUUCGCCUCGCCGAAGCCAAAGACCGCACAUCUACAUAUUCCUUAAGUCAAAGCCCCGGGUUAUCGGAUGAAGAGCGUGAGGCGAUGCGGCGAGAGAUGCGAGAGAGGUUCACCCCUGGCGGUCGACCAAUGCCGAUGACGAUCCAAGGGUUAGCGUCGCUUGCAAACGAACGGAUAGAGGAUGCGAUGUCGCGCGGUCAAUUCGAGCGAAUAAAACGUGGAAAGGGUGUCAAUACACAGACCGACCAUAAUGCAAAUAGUGCAUUUAUCGAUACAACCGAAUAUUUCAUGAACAAAAUGAUUCAAAAACAAGAGUUGGUUCCUCCGUGGAUCGAGAAACAACAGGAGCUGGCGAGGGAGGUUGAUCGGUUUCGUCAGCGCUUAAGAACAGAAUGGAGACGGCAAGCGGCUAGAUUGAUUGCGAGUGAAGGAGGAUCCCUAGAAGCUCAGAUGAGGCGUGCUCAGGCUUAUGCCGCUGCGGAAGCUCGUUUGGCAGAGAAAAUCCAGAUAGAGCGAUCGUUCCAAGAGCUUUAUAAUGUCGAGUCGUCCGCAACGAACCCGAACAAUGACAAAAACAUAGCUGCUAUGUCACCGGAAGUCGAAACCAAGGAGAACCCCCGGCUGCCAUAUGUUUCGCCAUUACGUGACCCCCAGUAUCUUUCAACAGAGCGCUCUUUUUAUGAGCUAGCAGUUAAGAAUCUCAAUAAUCUCACUCGUUCUUACAACCUGCAAGCACCACCCGUUGCCCAGAAGCCGUACAUCAAUCUGGAACGUGAAUUAUCUACGUGCUACGCCGAUGUAGCCCCAACUUUAGCCGAGGAGAUUAAACGGCGCGCGACGGAGAGGACCAGCCGUCCUAAGUCUGUGGGAUCUAAAGCGUCCGGUAUUAUCGAGUCCUUAAGCACAUCAGCUACCACACGAGUUUAUGAGGAGGAUAAAACUAAAGGAUAUGGAUUCAAGGAAUUCUGGCGGGACCUAUUUUCGAAGAAAGAUUAGUGGCUGGGUAACCAUGUGUAGAUAUGCGUGAUGUAUAUAUUGUAUGAUAUUGCCAUGUACGAUGGUGCUUUUUGUCUAGUAAGCGUCAUGAACCCAGACCGUCCCAGAGACACUUCCUUAAAUUAGAAGAUAAUGGGCCUCUCCGUCGCUAGACGCUAGCACUACACGGCUGAAAAGCGGCUCGUUUGAGUUUGGUCUCCUUUAGGUUGUGAUAAGAUGUGAUGUGAUGUACCUAUGGUAGCCUCUGACGGUAUACUAUCUAUUGUAUGCGGUUCUGGCUCCUUCGGGGUGACAGGGGAGCCCUAGGACUAGUAAGAAGCUGCAGACGCAACCUAAGCUUAUCGAGC